Molecule: messenger RNA, 603 nt
Organism: Colletotrichum gloeosporioides
Lineage: Eukaryota; Fungi; Ascomycota; Sordariomycetes; Glomerellales; Glomerellaceae
Exons: 2
Coding region: 1-603 (200 amino acids)
Cellular component (GO): membrane
Molecular function (GO): transmembrane transporter activity
Source: RefSeq, a predicted model, not a curated record
AUGCCUCAAAUUAUUAAGCAGCUUGGCUUUUCUACGGAAAAAGCGCAGCUUUUGACGAUUCCACCAUAUUUCUGCGGUGGCAUAUCGGCGUGGCUCACAGGCAAAUUUUCGGACCGAUUCUCUUGGCGGAUGCCUUUCAUCAUUGGACCGAUGACUAUCUUAGCAGUGGCACUUGGAAUCUUGUUUCACUUCUCUUCGGACGUGGCCAAUAAUGUUCCAGCUAUGUAUGUCAGUGUCAUAUUGGCACAGAUCGGCAUAUAUCCGCUUCUGCCUGGCAUAACUGCCUGGAUAGGAAAUAACCUCGUUCUCUCGUGGAAACGGUCCAUUGGCAUAGCUUGGCUGCUUGCCGCUGGUAAUUUAGGCAGCCUCAUUGGAACCAAUGUCUUCCUGGACAAGGAGGGCCCAAAGUAUCCCACAGGAUAUGGCACUUCGCUCGGUAUUAUAUGUCUAGGACUGAUAUCCGCUGUUCUUUUAGAAUUUCUACUGUGGAGAUUGAACAACAAGAAGUCCAAGUUGUCUCAGCAUGAAGUCAGGGAGAGAUUCUCUCAAGCGCAACUAGAUGGAAUGGGGGAAAAGAGUCCGCUAUAUCAAUACACCUUGUAG